Camellia sinensis is the source of this 1736-nucleotide messenger RNA. RefSeq lists its product as uncharacterized. The record is from RefSeq and is a predicted model, not a curated record. Gene Ontology annotation, biological process: spliceosomal snRNP assembly. Gene Ontology annotation, molecular function: protein binding; RNA binding. Lineage: Eukaryota; Viridiplantae; Streptophyta; Magnoliopsida; Ericales; Theaceae. Gene Ontology annotation, cellular component: SMN complex.
UCUGCGCCUAGCCCAAUAGUUUGCUACAUUUUUGUUUUUUUUUUUUGGUUUAAUUUUCUUUCCCCCCUUAUAAUAAUCAAUAAUUUUGAUUCAUCAAUUUAGAGAUUUUGAUUUGAUAGGGUUAGAAGGCGAGCAUUCAAUCGGAAAUCAGAGCAAUCAAAGCUCUGAAUUAGGGUUUCCCACCUGCGUUGAUUGCCGCCCUUUCAUCUUUUUACAUAUAAACACAUAUAUAGUCGAUAUAUAUCAGUAAUGUCUGUAAAUUUCUUUCUUCAUUGUUGAUCAAUCACAAGUUUUGAUUCUCUCUCUCUCUCUCUCAAGAAAUUCAUCUAGUUAAUUCUCAGCGUUGUGAUCUUUUCGUGGGUACAUAGUAAAGGGUUUGAUUGUGAAAUUUGAUCAAGAUAUCGAUCUAGGGUUUUGAGUAUUUGAAUAUUGUGAGGGCGAUGGAUAAGAAGAAGGUUGCAGCUCCGCUCGUAUGCCAUGGGCAUUCUCGUCCUGUGGUAGAUUUGUUCUACAGCCCAAUUACACCAGAUGGGUUUUUCCUCAUCAGUGCCAGCAAGGAUUCCACUCCUAUGCUAAGAAAUGGAGAGACUGGUGAUUGGAUUGGAACCUUUGAAGGACAUAAAGGUGCAGUAUGGAGUUGCUGCCUUGAUACUAAUGCUCUACGGGCUGCAUCUGGAUCUGCUGAUUUUACUGCGAAAUUAUGGGAUGCAUUGACCGGGGAUGAAUUGCAAUCUUUUGAACACAAACACAUUGUUCGGGCUUGUUCCUUUUCAGAGGAUACACACCUCCUACUCACUGGUGGUGUUGAAAAAAUACUCCGUAUCUUUGAUUUAAAUCGACCAGAUGCACCUCCAAGAGAAGUUGACAACUCUCCUGGUUCAGUAAGAACUGUUGCGUGGCUCCACAGUGACCAGACUAUAUUAAGUUCGUGUUCUGAUAUUGGGGGUGUGAGGUUAUGGGAUGUGAGAAGUGGCAAGAUUGUCCAAACUCUUGAGACCAAGUCCCCUGUAACCAGUGCUGAAGUGAGUCAGGAUGGCCGCUACAUAACUACUGCAGAUGGGUCUACAGUUAAAUUUUGGGAUGCAAAUCAUUUUGGAUUGGUGAAGAGCUACAACAUGCCUUGCAAUAUCGAAUCAGCUUCUUUGGAGCCAAAGCUUGGUAAUAAGUUCAUUGCUGGAGGAGAAGACUUGUGGAUACAUGUUUUUGACUUCAACACUGGAGAAGAGAUCGGCUGCAAUAAAGGUCACCAUGGUCCAGUCCACUGCGUGCGGUUCUCGCCCGGAGGGGAAUCCUACGCCUCGGGAUCAGAAGAUGGAACUAUCAGAAUAUGGCAGACGGGCCCUUUGAAUCAUAACGAGAAUGAUGCAUCUGCGAAUGGUCCGACUGAGAAAUUGAAGGCUGCGGCUGAUGAGGUUGCCGGAAAGAUAGAGGGCUUUCAUAUUGCCAGAGAAGGGAAAGAAAAGGCAGCAGAUGCCUGACUGUGAACUUUAGAUAUGGUUUUUUUAGUUCUUACCUUUCUGAGCACGUUGAUGUGAUCUUCUUGGGAAUUUCUUCUUUUGGUUAAAUAUCUGCUAGUCCUCUCUUUUUUCUUUUUCUUUUUUAAAUUAAUUUUUAUUUUUAUUUUUAUUUUUAUUUUUCUAGCGUGGAGCUUUUACUAUGUUUUUGGUAAUCCUUAAUGUUUUUUGGGACCAUUUCUCGUCAUAGAUAAUAUGCAGAAUUUUAGAGGAUUAUAUGGA